AUGUCCCUUGCUUUGCGGUAUGUUGACAAAAAAGGCCAAGUGAACGAGCCAUUUAUUGGUCAUGUUCGUGUUGGUGAUACCUCUGCAAAAUCGUUGAAGGAAUCAAUACUUUCUUUGCUUAUGAAACACUCAUUAAGUCCAUCCAAAAUAUGUGGACAAGGGUAUGAUGGAGCUAGUAAUAUGCAAGGAAAAAUAAAUGGUCUUAAAGCUUUAAUUUUGCAAGAAACUCCUUCGGCACAUUACAUUCAUUGUUUUGCUCAUCAAUUACAGUUGACGCUUAUAGCGGUUGCUAAAAAACAUAAGGAGGUGGAAACUUUCUUUGCUAUAGCUGCUAAUGUGUUGAAUGUGAUUGGAGUAUCCUUUAAGCGUAGAGAUAAAUUUCGGGACCAUCAAGCAGAAUUAUUGGAGCAGUUGCUAGAGAGUGGUGAAGUUCAAAGUGGGAAAGGAUUAAAUCAAGAACGAGGGUUUCAAAGGCCAGGUGACACUCGUUGGGUAUCACAUUGUAAAACAUUGGAUAACUUUGUUGUUUUGUUUGCAUCUAUUGUUCAUGUGUUUGGGGUGAUUGAAUAUGAAGGUUCUGAGCUAAUGAUAGAUUGCAAGCAGAAGCCUUUUUGA
Molecule: messenger RNA, 615 nt
Organism: Nicotiana tabacum (common tobacco)
Lineage: Eukaryota; Viridiplantae; Streptophyta; Magnoliopsida; Solanales; Solanaceae
Source: RefSeq, a predicted model, not a curated record